Molecule: messenger RNA, 4346 nt
Organism: Paramuricea clavata
Lineage: Eukaryota; Metazoa; Cnidaria; Anthozoa; Malacalcyonacea; Plexauridae
Source: the annotation of a GenBank genome assembly
UUUAUUCAUUUCAUCAAGUGACCCAUGUUCUGUGUGUAUAACAGGUGAUAAAUAUUUCACAUCCCGUUUCAUCCUACAUGGGAUCACACACACUACCCACGCACUCCUUUCAAGGCUUUAUUAACAAAACAACAGUAGGUAGAGCACUGAGUAACUGCAAUAAAAUCGCAAAAAAUUGAGCGGUAAAGACAGCGAAGUUUACUGUAAGGUAAGUUGAUAGCUUAAAAAUCCCUUCAGUCGAGAGUUAUUUAGUAAAACAGUCUGUUGUUGGACACUGGAAAAUACAGUCAUGCAGUAUUUAGCUUGUGUAAUCUUAGACAGAUUAUAACGAAUCAAUACCGACGGAAAAGGUUUAUAAUAAGUGAAUCCAAUAGCCGAUACACAAAACAUAUUGAAUCAAUUUAGUUCAGCAAUAUGCAAGUUUUGAUGGUUUAUGUUUAUGUAAGUGUAUAGCAUUCAGAACCAACAAUAAGAUUUAAGGCAAAGCUAAACAGCUCAUUGGGAUAUAAUUUUUAUGACAUAUAGAAUGAAAGUAAUUAUUUUCAAGUUCGGUGAUCAUGGUUAUGAACUAACUUAUUAGCAUAAAGGCCGGCAAACGAAGGCGAAUCUUUAUUGAACUUUGGCCCAAGUUAUAUAUACACGAUACCAUACAGAUUCGCUUUUUACGACAUCAACAUAUUAUUUCGUUCAGGAGUAAUGUCUGCCACAAAAUUGUUCCCCCUUCAACAGUUUUCAUUUGAUUUUGCCAUAUUAUCGCAAUUUUAAGUGUCAAGAUAUUCCUGAAACCGUCAAAUUCGAUGUCGUGACAAACGAAUCCGGUAUCGUGUAACUGAACAGAAUGAUACAGAGAAUCGCUUGGAAAUAUCGCCCAGCGCUUAUGAAUUGUUACCGGGGACAUUUUCAGCUCUAGAUUAGUAACAAAAUCAAGGUCUAAUGAGUGUUGCAACUAUGUUUCUAUUUGAUAGAAUAUACACUAUAGAACAGAUCAACAUGGGUAGGUUUGAGGUCUAUAGUUUAAUCUGAAAUAUAUACAUAUGAGGAAAUACUAUAUUUAAAAGAAAAACAACUCCGGAAUAAACAGUUGUAGACAAACUUUGUUUCCAAAAGUACUGCUAAAAUAUUUGAACCCAAAUAUUUGAACCAAAAUGUUUGACUCAAGAGUCAAGACACUCAGUGAACACCUGUUUCAACCGCCUACCUUAAUUCGGAUGCGAAAGUCAAGUAUUCGUUAAUUACGUAUCAUUACAUGUAAAGGAAAGCAACAAUUUGCCAUCCAAUUUUCCAACCAAAUUUUGAUCGACUUGGCCUACGGCCAUUUGCUGCGCAAAUAUUUGAUAACUUUUGAGUUAACCUGAUGAUAGGCAAACACACACAUACAUUGCACAUGCACACAUAAUCAGACUGGGGUGAAGAUCAGAACUUUCUCUGUCACACUGUGACGAAAGACUGCAGAUACCCUUCAAGUAUAGCAGACGUGAAUCUACCUCUAUACGACUUGUAUAGAUCCAUUGCGGUUGACCUCAAAAUGAGGCGGAGGAUAACUUGAAAAGAUUCGCUACUCAGUAGUGAGCUCCAGUUCCGUUCAUGAUAAGCAUAUUUUUGCUAUAGUAUAGGUCAAAAUAUGCAAUCAAAAGAUCCUAAGGGGUCAUCACAGGUUCGGGUGUUUUGCUAUAUCUUUGCAGGUGCAAAAUCAUGGCUGGUGGUAUUAAUGGUGGCGUGCAGUAUCUAAAGUCCGCUCCCGGAGUUUUGAAAAUUCUGGAAAUUGUAAGCACUAAUGUUUGAUAUUGCGACCAACCUGCGAACGGGCAUACUCUGGGUACCUGCCUGCUAACGGGCAUAGAUACGAGAUUGAGCUGAAUUGGGCCAAUAUGCAAGCGUCUGUGUCGAAGGCUUGCUACGGGUCGUACAAUGGCAGCCAGAGGCACCUUGCUUGAUCACGGAGUACAGUUAAAGGAGCAGUGUCACCAAUUUUUGACCAAAAAUGUCUUUUUAUUCGAAGUCUAACCUGCGAAUUUGAAAAUAGACAUUAUAAAUAGGUUCAGUUAUGAUAUGCGAAUCAUAUUAAACAACUGUGAACUUCCACACAACAUGUAAGACGACAUUUUCAUACAAAUUGACCUAAACUUGAAAAAGUGUCUGCCAACAAUUAAUCAAGAUGUCAUUUACAAUCCAUCUCAAUCCUCGCCUAAUCUCAACCAUCUAGACUUCUGUACAUUUUUUUGUAUUUGUUAUUGUUUUAUGUUGUGCUUACAGCCAUUCUUUUUGGGUUUUGUGCAAGAUUCCUAGAGAUUUGCGAGGGUCAAAAUCGGUGACACUGCCCCUUUAAGGUUUUGAGUGAGAGGGAAAAGCCGGAAGACCCGGUAAAAAACCUUCGAAGCACAAAAGAGAACCAACUCUUCAGGGGUGACCCCCCCCAAAAAAAAAUCCAUGUCAAUUCAACACAUCAAAGGCAUAUUUUAUGUUCAAUUUUUCCGUCUAGAUACUUCAACUAGCCUGCGUUGGCUCCGUGGGGUAUUUCUGGGACCACUGGGCUUGGAAAGACCUUGUGAAAAACGACUACAUCAAGGUCUUCCUUUGGUCAACAGCAGCAUCUGGAAUAAUAACACUGCUGUUCUUUCUCAUAUUUCUCAUUGGUUUACAUAAGAAAAUCAAAUUUCUUAACUGGGCAAAGAUAGUAUGUUCAUAGUUAUUAUUCGCUCUACAACAUUUAAUAUAUUGGGAGUAAUUAAAAGGCUACAUGACUAUACAUGCAUGGCUACCUGUCUAUGUGGUUACCUGAUUUUGUGGCUACGUGACUAUAUCUGAUUUCGUAGGUACGUGGCUACUUACGGUGUUUCAGUAUUAAAAAAACAAAAAAUCACAAUUGAUCGGUUCCCUGACUCGCCCCCACCCGAGAGAGCUGCUCGAACCCUUUUGCUUAGAGAGGGGCUCCAACCCUUUUGCUUGUAGGCAGUAGCCAGUAGCCAUGCAUAUAUACUGAGUUCAAUUUUGUGAUCUGGUAUAUUCUAAAGUUGUACCCAUUAAAAAGUGUUUCUUGCAUCUUAGGCUGCUGCUAUUUUCAUUCUUUUGGCUAGCUUACUGUUUGUUGUCUCAGGGUUGUUGGCAAAUACUCUAAUAUAUUACAAAGACAAGGAACAUUGCAACGCAUUGGAACUUUCGGAUGCAGACAGUCAGUGUAAACAGCUGACAGCAGGAAUUGUAAGUUUCCUUCUUAAUUUUUUUACAUUUCUCUCCUUGUUGCGCUACCAUUUUGCUUGUGCAAUCUAUGUUGAUUAAUAGAGGGUCUGAAUGGGGUUAACUGACUACCGACAUUUGCCUGAAUUUUUUACUGACAACUGACAAAAUAUCCCAACUAACAACUGAGAAAUGAUGAAAAAAUGAUGAGUCAGCAUUUUGCAGUUACUGACUACUGACAGCUUGCAAUAUAUCACACUGACAACUGGCUUAAAUUUUAGCUGACAACUGACACCCAAAGACCCCCAUUAAGACCCUCUUAAUAGACAAAUUUGGCUAACGUUGUUUACAUCGUAGCCUGCUCGCAGCCCCCCCCCCCCCGAAAGUUAGGGAUUUCCGGUUCAUGAAUUCUAUUUUAAAAUGCAUGAAUGCCAUCAUUGUUCUCUAACUUCUCUUUUUCAAAUAGGUGUGUGGUUUCUUCGCGGGAGCAAUUCUUCUUGUAGAUGGUAUUGUUCAUUUCAAAUUGUGAUAUAGUGUCAUAAAUAGUAAAAUAUAAACCUAUGGCUAUAUGGCAUAUAUUACGUGUAAUAAUCACUGAUAAAAAUAAUACACAAAUUGUAGUUCUUUUCACCCUUUGAAGUCAGUACAUGUACUAAUAAUUAGCGCUACAGUUUGAUGACUCGACGAAUCGUAAACGCAACACUGUCUGCUGACAAUUUUCCACCCCCUCCCGAAUUUUUCAUCGGAUUGCUACACUCUGAAAAAGAUUUCGGCUCUCAGCGAUGCCACUGGUCGUAGCGCGUAUAAACGUACGUUUACCAGACCCAUAUUUGUUGUCAAUAUUUCACCGACUAUGUCACUUGCUCACAAAAAAACUAAGAAUAACAUGCCACACGGGUCCAUGCGAUUGAUGAGAAUUCAACGAGAUUUCUCCAUUUCUCCAAGUUUCGAAAAUAUCGCCAUGUUUGAAAGAUAGAUCUACCUAUCAAUGAUUGGAUCGACCGAUCAAUGAUAUUACAUUUCUGGGUUUAUCACACGCCGUGUUCCAACACAUAAGUUUCGUGUAAAACAAACGCGUGAGAAAACCUUUAAAUGUUGUACCUUUCCGCACGGUCUUUACUUAACUGAUAUCAUAGUUGAAUACGUUCUUGGGCAUCCAGAUGAAAACGUCU